CCAACUUCGAAAAACAGAUCACUGAACCCGUCAAGCCAAGAGGAAGACAAACUGAAUGAAGUGGGGAAAAAAUCCCAUUCAAGCAAGAGGAGAUUACAGAGAAAUUUGUGGAUUAAUUUCAGAAGCAAAAUAAUGUUGUUGGAGUGUUGCAUCUUUGGGAUGAUUACCUUUCUAAUGACAGGAGCUCGAUGUGAGGUGACAGAGGUGUUUGCUGAAGCAGGCUCUGAGGCUAUACUACCUUGUAAAUAUGACCCCACAUCACUUGUCCCCCCUGCCGUCAAGUGGAGCAAAGCAAACAAAGGCACUGUUUGGAGAAAGCAAAGGAGCGGUCUGCAGUACUGGGGCUCUAGCUGGACAGUGAAUGGGACCCCACGCGUAAAAUGCCCCCACUCCCUGUUUGAAAAAGGCGACUACGGCCUGCAAAUCAACAACGUGAAUGAGGAGGACGGAGGAGUUUACUCCUGCAGUGUGGAAGCUGGAGGCCGGGAAGUUGAAAAUGUGGUCUAUCUCAGAAUCAUGACAGUGUCCAUCGAUCCACCUGUUCCCAUAUGGGGGAAGGACGUUUCAGUCACUUGUAACGUGACUCCUUGGCCUAACGGGGCUUCUGUGCAGUGGCUGUUGAACAACAGGCCAUUUGUGCCUCAGACUCGAAUCACCUCAUACAGAGACACCUCUAAAAGCAUUGUGAGGGAAAAGGCAACUGUGAGCCUGAAGGGAAAGUGGACCUGUGUAGUGGGCUUCAAAGGCAAAGAGGAGCACGUUUCAGCAACUCUGUCUGUGAAAGGAAUCAUCCAACCACCCAAUGACAACACCAAGGUGUAUGCUGCUGUGGGCUCUGGAGUCACACUCCCCUGUGUCUUCUCCCCUGGUUUAACCCCCAAUUUACCUGUCUGGAAGAAAGCUGGGUCUCUUUUUAAACCUGCUCCCGGCCACCCUCCUCUCUCAUAUUCCUCUUCCUCACAGCUCCCCUGGGAUAAGUCUGCCAGUUUGAAAGAGGUUGGGUUUAAGGACGAGGGCAGAUACACAUGCUCUGGGACCAUACAAGGACAGAUUCUGACUAGAACCAUCCAGCUCGUUGUUGCCAAAAUUGAAAGCAGCAUCACGUCAAAGAAAAAAGGCUCCAUGGCACUGACCUGCCAACUGUCUGACACGAGCGAGGUCACCAAUUAUGAGUGGGUUCAUGUGACCUAUGACCUUAAUGGCACCCAGUCAGUUGAGUCCGUUCAGAAGGGGAAGAUUCUGAACAUAAGCCAGGAGUCCGAGGCAAACCGGGGCGAAUGGGUAUGUCGGUUCUCCGGCAAAGAAGGAAUUUUGGGAAACGUAACAUACCAUGUUCAACUGAUGAGUGGUGUUAGUGGACAAAAAGUGACAGAUGUCUCACAUAACACUGCCACCGUGGUUGGACUCAGCUUUCUCCUCCUUGUUCUGCUGCUUAUUCUGGCUCAGAUGUACAAGAACCACCAAAGGAGGAAAAGGAUCUUUCAGUACCCCGCGCUGGAGACAAUUGUUCAUACUAUCUCCAAUGAGCGGGAGGAGAGAGAAAGGAGCCGAGUGAAAACAUGAAGACACAUUAAAGCAGAGGCAUUGUGGGGGAAACAAUUCGGUGCUAAAGUGAAAUGUGUCUUCUUUAUGCCUGCAAUAUGUUGGGAGACUUUGGUUUGCACAGGUUUUCAGACUUUCAGAGCAGACGUUGUAGCAGUAUUGUUGUCAUUGUUUUAAUAUAAAUAUAACUCAAAUGUUGUAUAUUGCCCUGUUGUUUCAGCUGUAAAUGUUUUAAUUGUUCUGUGAGAAGAUUUGUUUGCAUGUAUAGUACAUAUUGGAAAAAAAUGUUUUACAAAUAAAGUGGCUUUAACA
Toxotes jaculatrix (banded archerfish) is the source of this 1854-nucleotide messenger RNA. Its product is annotated as lymphocyte activation gene 3 protein-like. Gene Ontology annotation, cellular component: external side of plasma membrane; membrane raft. The transcript has 8 exons. The record is from RefSeq and is a predicted model, not a curated record. The coding region runs from base 133 to 1563 and encodes 476 amino acids. Lineage: Eukaryota; Metazoa; Chordata; Actinopteri; Toxotidae. Gene Ontology annotation, biological process: interleukin-15-mediated signaling pathway; positive regulation of ERK1 and ERK2 cascade; T cell activation. Gene Ontology annotation, molecular function: MHC class II protein binding; protein tyrosine kinase binding.